AUGUAUUUUGAUGGAGCUUCUAAUAUGCUUGGACGAGGGAUUGGCACAGUGCUAAUCUCUCCACAAGGAAAAUACAUUCCCAUAACGGCAAGACUCAACUUCGAUUGUACAAACAAUAUGGCUGAAUACGAAGCUUGCGCGCUGGGAAUCCAAGCAGCCAUCAACAACGGUAUCCUAAAGCUCAAAGUAUUUGGUGAUUCGGCCCUAGUCAUCUACCAACUACGAGGUGAGUGGGAAGUCCGAAAUCCCAAACUGAUACCAUAUGUUGAGCACAUCAAAGAUUUGAUACACCUCCUCCAAAGUGUCAUCUUUGAAUACAUUCCAAGGGAGGAGAAUCAGUUUGCCGACGCUCUUGCUACGCUCUCAUCAAUGUUCGCCUUGGAUAGUGAGCAUGAAAUGCCCCUCAUUAAUAUCCGGCGGCACGAUAAGCAAGCGUUCUGCCUUCUGAUAGAUGAAACAGUUGAUGAUCAUCCAUGGUUCCAUGACAUCAAGCAAUAUUUGACAAAAGGGGAAUAUCCUGAUGCGGCCAAUGAUAAUGACAAGAAGCAUAUCCGUAGAAGGGCCAUGGGAUUUCUGCUAGUCGGCGAAACCCUCUACAAGAAAAAUUAUGACUCGGUCUUGUUGAGAUGUAUAGACCAAGUCGAAGCUCAAAAUAUGAUCAAAGAAGUUCAUGAGGGGGUUUUCGGUACCCAUAUCCCCGGGCCCGCCAUGGCUAAAAAGAUCCUCAGAGCGGGAUACUAUUGGUCAACCAUGGAAAGGGAUUGUUACCAAUACGUGCGGAAAUGCCAUAAGUGUCAAGCAUACGCCGACAACAGUAAUGUCCCACCAACUGCACUCAUCGUAUUGGCUUCACCUUGGCCAUUUGCAAUGUGGGGCAUGGAUGUUAUUGGACCCAUCGAGCCGAAAGCAUCCAAUGGACAUAGAUUCAUCCUUGUGGCCAUUGACUACUUCACUAAAUGGGUAGAAGCGACAUCGUAUGCUCAUGUGACCCGAAAGGUGGUAACAUCCUUCAUUAAGAAAAACAUUAUAUGCAGAUACGGUAUUCCCGACAAAAUCAUCACUGAUAAUGGAUCCAAUUUGAAUAACAAAAUGGUGGAAGAACUGUGCCAAGAAUUCAAGAUCCAACACCACAACUCUUCCCCAUAUCGGCCAAAGAUGAAUGGGGCAGUCGAGGCAGCCAAUAAAAACAUCAAGAAAAUAGUGCAAAAGAUGGUUGUCUCAUUUAAAGACUGGCAUGAGAUGUUACCCUUCGCUCUUCAUGAUGAUGCAUGGACCAUGUAUUUUGAUGGAGCUUCUAAUAUGCUUGGACGAGGGAUUGGCACAGUGCUAAUCUCUCCACAAGGAAAAUACAUUCCCAUAACGGCAAGACUCAACUUCGAUUGUACAAACAAUAUGGCUGAAUACGAAGCUUGCGCGCUGGGAAUCCAACCAGCCAUCAACAACGGUAUCCUAAAGCUCAAAGUAUUUGGUGAUUCGGCCCUAGUCAUCUACCAACUACGAGAGGCACUUCUCCAAAAAGGGAAAACCCAAAAAAAUCAAUACCCAUUCCCCAAGCGGAAUUCGGUAUUCGACCAUAGACCGAACGUCAAGAUAAUCCGCCUAACAGAAGAGGCCAAGCCCGCCAUGGCUAAAAAGAUCCUCAGAGCGGGAUACUAUUGGUCAACCAUGGAAAGGGAUUGUUACCAAUACGUGCGGAAAUGCCAUAAGUGUCAAGCAUACGCCGACAACAUUCAUGUCCCACCAACUGCACUCAACGUAUUGGCUUCACCUUGGCCAUUUGCAAUGUGGGGCAUGGAUGUUAUUGGACCCAUCGAGCCGAAAGCAUCCAAUGGACAUAGAUUCAUCCUUGUGGCCAUUGACUACUUCACCAAAUGGGUAGAAGCGGCAUCGUAUGCUCAUGUGACCCGAAAGGUGGCUUAG
Molecule: messenger RNA, 1920 nt
Organism: Cajanus cajan (pigeon pea)
Lineage: Eukaryota; Viridiplantae; Streptophyta; Magnoliopsida; Fabales; Fabaceae
Source: RefSeq, a predicted model, not a curated record